Lates calcarifer (barramundi perch) is the source of this 4194-nucleotide messenger RNA. Its product is annotated as Krueppel-like factor 5. Bases 262 to 1803 code for a protein of 513 amino acids. Gene Ontology annotation, biological process: regulation of transcription by RNA polymerase II. The transcript is spliced from 4 exons. The record is from RefSeq and is a predicted model, not a curated record. Gene Ontology annotation, molecular function: DNA-binding transcription factor activity, RNA polymerase II-specific; RNA polymerase II cis-regulatory region sequence-specific DNA binding. Lineage: Eukaryota; Metazoa; Chordata; Actinopteri; Centropomidae.
UGUAUUUACACUGGAGCCGCUCCGCCCUUACAACAGGAGAUAGAAAACUGUCUGUGGGCCGGUGGAGGAAUGAAACAAGUGGAAGGGGAUGUAGCAGCCGGCCACGCAGUUAAUAACUCCACCGCACGCGCUCCACCUCGUCGGUUUCGUUCCUUUCCCGGUGGUACGCUGUAGCAUCAUCCUCCCUUCUUUUUUUUAUUUUUUUAUUUGCAUAACAGGACGAGCGAUCGUUGUGCGGCGGUGCUGCUGCGUCGGAGCUUCAUGGCCGCGGCACUCACGAUGAGCGGCGGCGGGCAGGAGGAUCCCUUCUAUACGCUGCAGAAGGCGACUCUCCCCGCUGGAUUCCCUCUGGAGGACUCGGCGUUGUUCGGCUUGGACUGCAAGAUCUCAGAAACGGACAAGGCUGGACAGAACGACUACACACAGGCAAAAUGUGAGAUGGACAGGUAUCUCUCCCCUCAGCCUCUUUCCCUCCCACCUUCCACAGAUGGCCAGCAGAAGCCACACAGGGACAGCACAUCUGCAGUGGAUCAGUUCUUCGCUGACGAUCACGCCGGCGCUCCCUACACCCUCAACAUGAAUCUUUACCUCCCCGACGUCGCCUACCUGAGGAUGGGCUUGUGUCAGCAGGUGCGGCCCCCUCAGCACCAGAACCACGCAGGUCUCACCCAAAUCAAAACAGAAUCUGCCUCCCCGUGUUUCUCCCCCAACCUGCAGCCGCACUGCCCCAGCUCUACGCCCGCCACGAGUAGCUGCAGCACAUCUGGGCACGGCCCCGGGAGCAUCGCCAUGGAAACCUCAGCCAUAAACAUGACAUUAACAGGGUUACCAGACUUCACCAGUGUUUUCAACCAGUCGGGAGGCGGCCGAGGCGGCGAUUCGGUGCCAGAGGUGUUUGUCAAACAGGAAAUGUCGUCACAGUUCGAGCAGCACGCUCUCCACCACCAUGACGGCAGCGGCUCGUUGUUUCAGCUCCUAAACUCUGGCUUGGACCAUCACCAUGGCAAUGGUAUGGAGGCUCAGCAUCAGCAUCAGCAUCAUCAUCAGCAGCAGAUACAACACACUUCCACUUCCACAAUCCACACGCCUUUCCAUGACUUGCCGGUAGCUUCCUCUGCAUCUCAACAGGAGCAGACUGCCAAGCCUUCCUACUGUGGCCUGGGCGGGGGAGCGUACACACACCCUCACCCUCAGGCGCACCCCCAUUUCCUCCAGCAGCACGUGCCCUACCUGCCGCCCUCUCCGCCCAGCUCGGAGCCCGGCAGCCCCGACAGACAGAAGGAGCUGCUCCACACCAUGUCCCCUCCUCCCUCAUACGCGGCUACCAUCGCCUCCAAGUUGGCAGGCGGCACCCCAGGGCUCGGACCCAGCCCGGGACCCGGCGGCUUAGCCCUGCCCCUCACCACGGGUCCCGCGCCGGUCCCAGGCCAAGCCGCUGCCCUUCCCCAAGCCCCCACCACAACCCCAGCCCCGACCCCAGCUCAGACCACCGUGCCUGUCCGCUACAGCCGGAGGAACAACCCUGACCUGGAGAAACGACGGAUCCACCACUGUGAUUACCCAGGCUGCAAGAAGGUCUACACCAAGUCGUCCCAUCUGAAAGCCCACCUCAGAACUCACACGGGUGAGAAGCCGUACAGGUGUACGUGGGACAGCUGCGACUGGCGUUUCGCCCGCUCGGACGAGCUGACGCGUCACUACCGGAAGCACACGGGCGCCAAACCCUUCCAGUGCGCCGUCUGCUCGCGCGCCUUCUCCCGAUCCGACCACCUCGCCCUGCACAUGAAGAGACACCAGAACUAGCAGCAUUUGCACACACACACACACACACACACACACACAUAUACACACUACAAAUACACAAGCACUACACGUAAAGCACUCACUUUUUUUUUCCCACAACUCCAAUGUUACAAGCUGCCUGAUGCAGAGCAGCUUUCACUGACACCACAGCUCCUCCUGGUGCUGCUAUCAUGUGCUAAAACAGUACGAUAGCCUAACAAACAUGUUGCUCUUUCACCCAGAGUGGGAUGAUUUGGAGGUUGUAAAAUAGAAAGACCUUUAACCUCCAGAUUUACUUGGUAUAGACUUUGGAUGAAUGCAAAGAAAAAAAAGUAGUAACAACAACAAAAAAAUGGUAGCUCCAAAAUGUGUGUCCAGUCCAUUUGGACUCUUUUGUGUGACUGGAAUGAAAGCACUCAAAACUUGUACAUCUCUUUUUUUUCCAUUGUUCUAACAUAGAACUGGCUUCAUAACAAAAACUAGUCAAACCAAAUCUUUGUUUACUCUGUGGUUUGUUAGUUUGUUUAUAUAACUGGAAUAUCCAGAUUUGAUUUUUUUUUUUUUUUUUUUUUUUUUUUUUUUUUUUACCAAAUCAUUUGGUUUGCACUAGAAUUGGUCAUCUUAAGUCCGAGCCUUUCUGGCUCACGCAUCUCAUUCACCACUGGAACGAUCAUUAUCACUACUGGACUGAAACUCACAAAUCAUUGCUGUUCAGAUAUUAAAAAUUGAAGGCAUUUAUACUCUGGAGAGAGGGAAGAUAGUGCAGGGGAAAAAAAUCGAGGGAGGGGUGCAGAUAGAGAGAUGGAGAGAUUUUUGAUUUUAGAGAGAGGAGAUCUGAGGACAACUGAGAAACAGAGGGAGGUGGAUGGUUGCUAAAGAGCAGCAAUUAGGUGAUGAAUUAUUCAGAUUGUCUUUCGAUGGAUUCCCAGCCAGAGAAAUGUAAGCAGAACCUGUAGACAUAUCCUAGAAUUCAUUCAGUUAAACAGAAUUGACUGUAUUUGAUGCACAAGCUCGAAUUAAGCGUCUUCGAAAUGCAGUUACUUUACAUCAUCUGUCUCAUCCAUCUUGUCUUUUACUUCUUUCAGAUGUUUUGAACCAAAGUAUCAUCUUCAUUCUUCGACACCGUAUUAAGUGCCUCCUCCUCUGGUUUAUGUGUUUGUGUUCAGUGGUAGCAGAGCUGUGAUCGGUUUAGACAGUCGCAUGGUGCUGUUUUUCUUUCUUAAUCUCUUGACUCAGCUUUUUGUAAAAAGGAAAUUUAUUUUAAGUUACAAGAUUACCCAUCAUUCAUUGUAAUUUAACAGCUCAGCUCAGGCAACUUCACAGACAUCCUGACACAAUGUGGACACAAUUUAAAAAAAAAAGUGAAUUUGACACUCAGUCCUUUCUCUGAGGGUUUCUGCUCUCUGACUGUACACAACUAACUUGCAACGCGGCUCAGUCAGAUCAGUCAAUCGAACGUGGACACGUUUUUUGGGGGUUUUUUUGUUUUUUUUGUUAAAGGGGCAGUUUCACAUUUUUUCAAGCUGUUCUAUAAACAAUGCUCACAAGCCUGUAUGUACAUUGCAGAAGUUACUGAUCACACACUGGCCAUAAAGAGAAACCUGCUUAAAACAUUUUCAAUAUAAGUGAUGGGAGACAACGGUCUUCAUUCUGUGUAGAAACACAUUGUGAAGUUCAGCUGGAGAUAACGUUUGGCUUUAUCAUUCUGUGUCAGGCAAAUCAAGUGGGUAUCUUUCAGAGUUAAUCUUAUCUUUGUGCUCUAACAGUGUUUACUUGUUGAGCUGGGUGAGGAAUUACAAAGAGGGGACUUCAUACUGAAAAAGAAAAUACUCAGUUUGUUUGGCACUGAAAUCACCUUCUUAAUGUACAUAUGGACAUGAGAAUACUUGGAAAAACUGUGAACCUGCCCUUUGAUGUACACUUCAGUGUCCAUUUUGGUGGUGUGGUUUAGCCUCAACUUACAACUGUAUUUGUUAAUUCACUGCAGGUAGCGUUAAGAUAAUAUAGCACUGUAAUGUAUUUAUUUGAUUGUGUAGAAGUGGGGGUUGUACCAGAUCAACCGUCUUUCUCCCCAGCAAAAAUGCCUUAAUGUAAAUAUAUGCACUGUAAAUAACUUGAUUUUGUUUGUUUGUUUGUUUUUCCUCUUUUGUUAUUAUUUUGUAAACAAAAGGGCAAAAAGAGGAAAAAAUGCCCCGCAUCCAAAAACUAUUUGAGCCUUUUUUUUUUCCUUCUCGGAUUUGUUUUCUUGUCAAAGAUAUUUUGAUGCCAUUGUUUUAUAUAUUGUCCUUCCAAACAACUUAUUUUAUAAAUCCUUUUUUUUUUUCUUCCGUGGUAAACGUUCCAAAGACAAAAGUUGUUUUUCUUCAACUGAGUGAAGCCGAUCCUAAUAAAGUCAACUGACACUUUUACAGA